CAUCGUCGACUUGGUCGUUUAAGCACGUUCGUGUUUGUUGGUUUGUUGGUUCUCCGAUUCAUUGGUUUGUUGGUGUAUUUUUUCGCUUGAGAGCUCAUUAACGUUUCGCUUCGCUAAGUGCGCUGUAUCGCCUGGGAGCCAGCAACGCGAUAACCCAAGUCAACCAACCCGCCAAGGAAGUCAAGCCAAGCCAAACCAAGUCAAAGAACCAAAAUCAAAACUCACCAAGCUGUGAAAAAAUCCCGAACUAAAAUUUUUUAUAAAAGUUUUUCUUUAUCGGUGUCUAUGCGCACUGAUACAAUAUCAUAUUCCUGUGUAAAGGUGUUCGUCUGUGUAUGUAUCAAUGUAUCGGCGGAUCUGAUUGCCUAAGAUCACUAAUUUUGGCACAUAAAAAUAAUGGAAUAGAAAUAAUAUUUGAAAAUUCAAAUUGCUGGCGUACGUUGAGUGCACUUCGCCCUUUCCGCGGCCGAAAUGGCAUACAUGAUAAACGUUUGGAAUUGAGAGAGAAUAAUAGUAGGAAAACAAAGUUCAAUUAGAAAAUAUCAAAUGAAAAUAUUUUCUAAAAAUAUAAGUGAAUGCAUAAACACUAUAUGUAUAUGUAUGUAGAUGAGAUUCUUGGCUCUGAUGAACGCCAAAGUCUUAAGGUAUAAACAAUUAACAAGACCCACCGAUGCAUAUGAACUAAACUUUUAAUUACAAUACAUCAACGACUGCAAACAAAGUAACAAACUAAAUUUACCCAAAACAAUUUUUUUUUUCAAUAAGUGCGUUCCAACAAAAAGGCGACGGUGCUGCAAAAAUAUGAUGGCACGAUUUUCGUAAGCGCCGCAGUAAACAAUUCCAAUAACAAUAACCAAAUAUAAAAUUAAACGCUCAAUAUUUAUGACCUUAAUAUGCGAAUUAAAAUCUGGCAAAAUCAAUUGAUACAAAAUAAUAUAUCUAUUUAGAUGCAUAUGUGUAUAAUAACCAAAUACUGAUAUAUACUUAUUUAAUGUUUAUAAAAUGCAAGUUCUAGAAAUACAUAAAAAAAAUAAAAAAAUAUUUCAAAAACUGUGCACCACCAAAAAUUAAAAAGAAAAUUGUGUGAAAUAAAUAGUAUAUUUCUACUAAAAAACCUGAAGUGGUGAAGAAACUGAAAUCAAAAUGCGAAACUUUAAUUAACCAAUGAUUUUGUUUUCGUACGCUUGUCAGUGGAAAUAAUAAUAAUAGAACGUUUAUGAAAACUCAAACGCCUGCUUUCAAAACAUUAAAAUACAUAUAUCGCCCUGAUUUUUAAUUGUUUUGCGUUGUUUACUCAUUUAUAAUACAGAUAUUAACAAAACAAAACAUAAAUAAAAAAAUUGCAAUGAUGAUGCUAACUACAGAGCAUCUUAUGCAUGGCCAUGCGACGUCGGUUAGUCAGAGUGCGCUUUUUGGUUGCUCGACAGCAGGACAUAGCGGCAUCAAUCAGCUUGGUGGCGUCUAUGUCAAUGGUCGACCUCUACCAGACUCGACUCGCCAGAAGAUCGUCGAAUUAGCGCAUUCCGGUGCGCGCCCUUGUGAUAUAUCACGCAUCCUGCAGGUGUCCAACGGAUGUGUUAGUAAAAUUCUGGGCAGAUAUUACGAAACGGGAUCUAUUAAGCCACGAGCGAUAGGUGGAUCAAAGCCACGUGUUGCUACAACUCCUGUCGUACAAAAAAUCGCGGAUUACAAGCGCGAAUGUCCGAGCAUUUUCGCCUGGGAGAUACGUGAUCGAUUAUUAUCGGAGCAAAUUUGCAACAGCGAUAACAUACCAAGUGUUUCAUCUAUAAAUCGAGUUCUUCGAAAUUUAGCCUCGCAAAAAGAACAACAAGCACAACAACAAAACGAAUCCGUGUACGAGAAAUUACGCAUGUUUAAUGGGCAAUCGGGCGGCUGGGCCUGGUACCACGGUAACGCAACACCGGGUCAUCUGGCUUUACCGCCCACACCAACAGCAACGAAUUUAUCUGGACCAGUAAUUCGCGAUGAUUUGCAAAAACGUGGUAAGUUACAAUGAGUUUGUUUAGAUAAAUAAUGCAAUGACAAAUAAAUUUUAAACUUUUAAUACGAGUAUUGAUUUAGCAGAGUUUAGUAUGGGUUUUUUACUUGGGAAAUGGAAAAGGUCUUGGGUUACAGGAACUUGCAGACUUCCCGUAGCAUCGCAUUCGUUCAGAGCAACAAGUUUUUGAGAUUAUUCAAGCCCAGCAGCCUAAGUCAGGGGAAUUAGAGAACUGUUACGACUACCGACGAACUGACAGUAAUCGUAAUUUGUCUGUAACAAUAGGUCUACUUGCGUUAUCGGUUAUUUAAUUUUGUUAUAGUUAAAUAUUAAGUUAUCUGUUUCAGUUAU
Anastrepha ludens (Mexican fruit fly) is the source of this 2350-nucleotide messenger RNA. RefSeq names its product paired box protein Pax-6-like. The transcript has 3 exons. Gene Ontology annotation, biological process: regulation of transcription by RNA polymerase II; anatomical structure development. Gene Ontology annotation, molecular function: RNA polymerase II cis-regulatory region sequence-specific DNA binding; DNA-binding transcription factor activity, RNA polymerase II-specific. The coding region runs from base 1346 to 2017 and encodes 223 amino acids. The record is from RefSeq and is a predicted model, not a curated record. Lineage: Eukaryota; Metazoa; Arthropoda; Insecta; Diptera; Tephritidae.